Molecule: messenger RNA, 6921 nt
Organism: Penicillium coprophilum
Lineage: Eukaryota; Fungi; Ascomycota; Eurotiomycetes; Eurotiales; Aspergillaceae
Product: putative THO complex component (Rlr1)
Exons: 4
Coding region: 1-6921 (2306 amino acids)
Biological process (GO): mRNA export from nucleus; mRNA processing
Cellular component (GO): THO complex part of transcription export complex
Molecular function (GO): mRNA binding
Source: RefSeq, a predicted model, not a curated record
AUGGCGCCUGGGUAUGGGCAUGGCAAGCGGAAGCGCAAUGAGCGCUCGUGGGGUGGCGAGUCAGGGAGCAAUGACCUGCGACCUUCACCCCAUCGCCCUGGAACGCUCAACAUGGCACACCACCCUACCAAUCCCGGACACCAGUCCCCCACUCCCCGGGAGCAAAACGACACGCGUGACAGAUCGCGCCGACAAUCGCAUCGUAGCCGGGCUGGUUCCCGUCGUGGAUCAUAUGAAGGCCAGAAUUUUUCGACCUCGCAGCAUAGAGAACCGAAUGCUAUGUCUCCUCCCCCAAUAAAUCAGCCCAGGGAACCUGCCGAACCCUUGCCGCACAAUGGCGACUCGGCCACGUCGCAACCUACCCCUUCUCCUGCGCCGAAUACUCCUUCACAGCCACAACCUAACCCACCGUCUCGAGCUGGCUCGGAGACUAUCACCCGCCAACCUUCUCUCCCACCCCCACCUUAUGACUAUGAAUAUGUGACGGAUAAUGCUGUUGAAGAGUGGACUCUGACGGGCAAGCAAAGUGUAGUCAAAGAAGGGACUACGGCUCGCCUGCAACAGGACCUGUCUCGGCUUGCAUCUGUCUACCAGGAGCUAAUUCACUCCGCAAACUACGGUCGACUGUCACCAUUGAAUGCGGGAACUGCUGUAAAAGAGAUUAUCGGAGAAGAAUCUGUUUCUCGGGAUGUGGAUAUGGAGACAGACAACGGAAAGCCCUUGACCCAAGGAAUCGACCCGCGCUCCUUGUUCCUCGAUACCCUUUCCAUCGUGACUGACGCUGAUACCUCGAAUGCGGCUCUCAAACCAUUUGUAUUUGCGACAGGCAUUGAUCCUUCUUUGAUGCGUCUUCAGCUUGAAACCCCAUUGUUGCAGGCCUUGGGAUUGGUUCGCGAAACCUUUGCGCGAAUGGGAAUUCGAAAGCAGACCAAUCUGCUCUACCGACAAUCCAAUUACAAUCUCCUGCGGGAAGAAUCUGAGGGAUACUCGAAACUUCUCACUGAGCUGUUCACCACAAGCAACAAUGAGCCACCGUCGAGCGAAGUGGUCGAGGAUACAUUUGAAAGAGUCAAGGCUAUGAUUGGCGCAUUCGACAUGGAUGUUGGUCGUGUGCUAGAUGUCACACUGGAUGUGUUUGCCGCGGUUCUUGUCAAGCAAUAUCGUUUCUUCGUGAAGCUUCUGCGAGCCAGCUCCUGGUGGCCGAAAGAAGACAUCUUCCACGGCCUAGAGCCUGGCUGUCGCCACUCUGGUAUUCCGAACUGGGCACUUCCUGGAUCAACUGGGUGGAUCACAACCGAUGAGGAGCGAUCCAGUAUCAUGCGCGCGAACGAAGAACGCGAUAGCCAAUUCUGGGAUCGAGUGAGGGAAAUUGGACUUCAAGCCUUCUUCGAGAUCGGCCGCAAACCGAUCUCGGGAGAAGAAAUGCAACGCAGUCUUUCAGAAAAUAAUGGUUCAUCUUUCGAAGAAGAUGCUACACGAUCAUGGCUGGAAGAGACUGGCACCCUACCUCCAAAGGGCAAUCGGGUUGCAGCACAGCUGCUUGGUUUCAAGUUGCGAUUCUAUUCUUCUUCGGCUCGAACUAAGGCCGACGUUCUCCCCGAUAACCUCAUUUACCUUGCCGCCCUGCUCAUCAAAGUUGGCUUUAUCUCUCUGCGUGACCUUUAUGCUCACCUCUGGCGAUCCGACGAGGCUAUGGAGACUUUGAAGACCGAAAAGAUGGCAGAGAAAGCCGAAAAAGUGAGGUCUGGCCGACCAGGUGGCGGAAUGAACGCUUUGAUGAUGGCCGACCAAGAAUCCGACAAGAGCACAUCCAAAACGGAGAAUGAGUUGCCGGACCCAUCAGACCAGAAAGUGUUGCUCCUCAAGAGUCUCCUCGCCAUUGGUGCCAUUCCUGAAUCCCUUUUCGUCAUCAGCAAGUUCCCCUGGUUGAUGGAGGCUUACCCUGAGCUGCCUGAGUUUAUCCACCGCAUACUCCAUCACUCUUUGAACAAAGUUUACGUCCAGUUCCGACCAUUGUCAUCUAUCGAUGAUUUCCCUGGAGCUCAAUACAUAGUGACCUCCGAUCAGAACAGCGCGAAGGGUCAGAUUGGACUUACACCCCCACCUGCGAGACGAGUUCUGCGAUGGGCUCAACUGGAUAAAGAAGACACCAACGAUGGCACCGACUAUCGAUUCUACUGGGAUGAUUGGGCUGAUAACAUCCCCGUUUGUCAGUCUAUCGACGAUGUUUUCGCUCUUUGCUCAUCUUUCCUCAACCUUUCUGGUCACAAGAUUGGACAAGACGCCAGCCUCUUGGCGAAACUUGUACGCAUUGGCAAGGGAAGUUUGAUUCAAGACGGAUCUGAAGAGAACAGAACACGUUGGCGCGAUCUUUGCAAGCGUCUUCUCCUACCUGCUGUCAGUCUGACAAAAGCAAAUCCUGGUGUGGUCAAUGAAGUAUUUGAUCUCAUUAGCUUCUUCCCCCGAGAUGUCCGAUACAACAUGUACGCUGAGUGGUAUUCAGGACAGACGUCUCGACUGCCAGACAUUAAGGAGGCCUUCGACCAGGCGAGAGCAGAAACUAAGGACACCCUCAAGCGACUCAGCAAGACGAACAUUCGGCCCAUGGCCCGCGCAUUAGCCAAGAUUGCUUACGCCAAUCCCGGAAUCGUCAUCAACGUCGCCAUGAGCCAGAUUGAGUCAUAUGAAAACCUCAUUGAAGUUGUGGUUGAAUGCGCACGCUAUUUUACUUACCUUGGUUAUGACAUUCUAUCGUGGUCUCUCAUCAACUCGCUUGGCCAGAAAGGACGAAGUCGGGUCCAGGAAGGUGGAUUGUUGACUAGUCGAUGGUUGAAUGCCCUCUCCACAUUCGCCGGUCGUACUUACAAACGGUACUCGGUGAUGGACCCUACUCCAGUCCUCCAGUAUGUGGUGGAACAACUGCGACACAACAACUCAACCGAUCUCAUUGUGCUAGAGCAAUUGAUCAGCUCCAUGGCUGGCAUCAUCUCAGACAACGACUUCAAUGACGCUCAAAUUCAGGCCAUGGCGGGUGGUGAUGUUCUCCAAUCCCAGACCAUCUUGCAAUUGCUGGAUAAGCGUCAUGAGUCGAAGACCACCUCCAAGCGGUUACUCAAGUCAUUAACCCACACCAGACUCGCCGGUCAACUGCUAGUUGCCAUUGCCCAAGAACGACGGACAUGUGUUUACAAUGAAACUUCCUCGGAGCUCAAAUUGCUCGGCAAUAUAUUUGACGAGAUCCAUCGAAUUCUCACCCAGUACCUUGACUUACUUCGCAGCAAUCUCUCUGUCGAUGAUUUCGACUCCUUUGUUCCGGACUUUUCAUCCCUCAUCACUGAGUUUGGAAUUCAGCCCGAAAUCGCCUUCUGGAUUCGGCGACCCAGCAUCGCUCGGAAAAUAACCGACAUUGAAGAAUCAAGACAAGAGAAUGAACGUUUAGCCUCUGCAUCGAAGUCGAGUGGCGACAACAGGAUGGAUACUACCGAGGAUGAAGAAACACCUGCCAAGGCCGAGGAGAGUCCGGCAGACAAUGCCAUGGAUGUCGAUAAAGACGAUAAGGACGAAACGGGAAUUACGAUUCCGAUCGACGGACACGACGCUAUUGUUGUUCCUGCGCUCAAUGCUGAGCCAUUGGCAGCCAACCCCGUCAUGCAAGAUUUGAUUAACGAUGUCAAAUCUGCUCUUCCUGCCGAGACAUGGGAGACCGUCGGCGCACAUUUCUAUGCAACAUUCUGGCAGCUUGCCCUUUAUGAUGUCCAUAUCCCGCAGAAAUCCUACGAAGAUGAAAUUGACAGGCUCAAACGGCGAGUCGUCUCUAUCAACAGUGACCGAUCUGAUCUUAGCGUGGCGGGCACGACGCGAAAGGAGCAUCAGAAGCGCCAGAUUACUCAGCUACAGGAGCGGAUUCUGGAUGAGAAUAAGAAUCAUUUGAAGGCAUAUGGGCAGACACGAUCACGGUUGCAGAAAGAGAAAGACAAGUGGUUCGCCGGCAUGCGUCUCAAGCAUGACUCUCUCAAUGUUGCCCUUCUGGAGCAAUGCUUCAUUCCUAGGCUUCUCCUGUCCCCUCUCGAUGCCUUUUUCUCCUUCAAGAUGUUGAAGUUCUUGCACAGCUCUGGAACCCCCAAUUUCCGGACCGUCGGUCUCCUUGAUCAGCUUUUCCGCGAGCAGAGACUCACUGCUCUUAUCUUCCUGUGCACAUCCAAAGAAGCGGACAAUCUUGGUCGUUUCUUGAAUGAGAUUUUGCGUGAUCUUACUAGAUGGCAUGCCGACAAGGCGGUCUACGAGAAAGAGGCAUUUGGUGCCAAGAGAGACCUUCCUGGCUUCGCAAAAAAUGUCGACCCUGAAGGUGUGCCGGUGAUGUUUUUGGAAUUCGAAGACUUCCGCCGUCUCCUGUACAAAUGGCACCGUUUGUUUUCUAACGCGCUGAAAAGCUGUCUCAACAGCGGCGAAUACAUGCAUAUUCGAAACGCAAUCAGUGUGCUCAAGGCUGUUGUAAAGCAUUUCCCUGCUGUGAACUGGAUUGGUCGCGACAUCUUGAACUGCGUUGACUACCUGAGCAAGAAUGACGAGAGAGACGACGUGAAGAUCCCUGCCGCAUCUCUGAUCGGUGACCUUAACCGGCGCGAGAAGAAGUGGAUGCUGCCACAGGCUUUCUAUUUUGUGGCAGCCCAGCCUGGUUCUCAAGCAUCUGCCGACGCAUCUGGAAAGCCUGGGACUCCGCAAUCUGCUACAACACCUUUAAAUGCCUCAGCCCCAGAAUUCAACCCCACUGGAACCUCAAUCUCCGAUGGCAUUGCCAAGCAGGAACAGUCUGGUAAGACUGAAGUCGAGGAUGGUGAAAUAGAGGAUGCGAAAAUGACCGAUGUCGGCACAGGGAAGGGUGUUGAAGCCAAGGCGACCGGAACACCCUCGCAGGCCGGAUCUACCACCCCCUCCAUUGUCACUGGGGAUACCAGCCAUGAUGGUAUAUCCGGCGAACAACCCCCUGUGCGGUCUCGACCGCAUUCUCGUCCCCCCACUUCGUCCCGUCAGCCUGACAUUCCUAAAAGACCUGAUAUUCGCGAACAAGUCCAUCCUCCCGUUCGUCCCCCACCGCGACACAGCGAUGGAAGACUUCCUCCGCGCCCUGAAGGAUUGGAUGGUCGACGAGAGAGACAUCCCGACUUCGGACCUCGCGGUCGUCAUGGCGGCCCUGAUCAUAACCGCUCCUUUGAUGGUCCUCUGAACGAUGUUCGAGGACGUCUCAAUGAGCAUCUCAACGAACGUGAACGUGAUCGUGAAUUCGCCAUGAGACCCCCAGCCGAUGAUCUCAUGCGUGGACCACCUCGCGAUGCUCGUUCUACUCGUGAGAAUGGUUGGCCUAUGGAUAGGCCUGGCCGCAUGCGUGGCCCCGGACCAAAUGAUUCGUUCCAUGGACGCGAUCCCUCUGUACGGGGAGAGCUGAUGCCCGAUCCUAUGGACCGCUCAGUCGAUAUCCCUCGACGUGGAGAUAUACCUAGACCAGAGAAAGACGACAGAAGGCCCUAUCCGUCGCGCCCUCUGUCGCCGCCCAGACCCGCCGACCUACCGAACCGCCCCGAACGAUUCCCACCACCCGACGAUCGCAGACCUGCUGGAUUCCCUUCGUCCUCCCGUAUUGAUGAUCUCCCCAGGGGUCCUCGCACCGAUCGCCAAGUUGAUCCGAGGGACACUGCACCAGGUCCUGAUAUGACUCAUGGUCGGCUUCGACAGCCGGAACCUGUAUCUGAGAUUCCUGCUGGCCCUCGAGGAAGACGCGGUGGGCGUAACAUUCCUGGACAGGUGCCUGCAGUGCUCAGCUCAAGCAAUGCUACAUUGCCCGCUACGGAACGCCAGGCACCUACAGGCCCUGGCCGACAAAACGGCCGUGGGCCACCCGAGCAACCCGCUACUCCAGCACAACCCGCAGGCUCGAGUACUGCCCCGGGGAUUCAUCCAGAUCGCCUCAGGAAUCUUGUCAAUGAACCUGCAGCCCCCGCUGCUGCCCCCUCGGGCCCUCGCGGAUUAAACCUACAGCAAGCACCUCGAGGACCCUCUGCGCAGUCUGCGCAGUCAGGGCCGCCUGGACAGGGCUUCGGUGGAGAGCGUGGUCGAGGCGACAAACGUUUCGCAGGCCUCAACAAUAUGCUUCAGCAGUCUGGCGGUGGCGGUGGUGACCGGGGUGGUAAUCCUCCGCCUGUUCGCGGAAGAGGCUCCAACCGCCCCCCCAAGCACCGUCGAGGCACCAUCGCCUCAGUCUUCAAAUCCGGCAGCCGAAGUGGCGAUCUGCUUGAUGAUGUCGUUCCUGAGGCAGGUCGCUCUGGACAAAUUGGCAGUCGCAGCCGUGAAACGGAGCCUCGUGAGAAAGAGGCCGAGCGUCGUGAUGGUAGCAGCAAUGGUCGCAAUCGACGCGAUGGCCGCCGAAAUGACCGCGAACGCAGCCGUCGAAGCGAUGUAGGUGGUGGAAGCCGCGACGAGAAGGGCACUGGUGAGCCCCGUGAGAGCUUGCGCCGGGUUCAGAGCUCACGCGAAGAGUUGCGACGUCGAGAUCGCCGUGACCGCCCGGAUGGACCGUCGGAAAUGACUGGACCAACCCCUGGUGGCAGUGAGACACAUGAGGCUGAAGGCCGUUUGCGACCCCCAUCUUCCAUGGAGGCGCCGCCACCACCCCCUCCUCCUCCACCUCCGCCCAUGCCUGAAGGAAACGAGCGUCGUUUUAAUUCUGGCGACCGGGGUAGCCGUUCUGAUAAUCGGGACCGCGAGCGUGAGCGCCGUGGCGACCGACGUGACCGGGACCACCAGCGCGAGGGUGGCAGCGGCUCUGGGCACCGUAAACGUGGUCGACAAGGUCCUGACGAUAGUGCUGAUGGUGGACGCGGCAUGAGAAUGGGAAAUGAUAACAAGCGUCCUCGUCGAGGAGCAUGA